This is a messenger RNA of Cottoperca gobio, 1756 nucleotides long. RefSeq names its product zinc finger protein OZF-like. Gene Ontology annotation, cellular component: transcription regulator complex; chromatin; PcG protein complex. Bases 14 to 1357 code for a protein of 447 amino acids. The record is from RefSeq and is a predicted model, not a curated record. Gene Ontology annotation, biological process: regulation of transcription by RNA polymerase II. Lineage: Eukaryota; Metazoa; Chordata; Actinopteri; Perciformes; Bovichtidae. Gene Ontology annotation, molecular function: RNA polymerase II cis-regulatory region sequence-specific DNA binding; DNA-binding transcription factor activity, RNA polymerase II-specific. The transcript has 2 exons.
GACUGAUACCUUUAUGUUGACUCCUACUGAUGAGGAAAGUGACCACCAGCUCCUCUCUCACAACUCUCAUGUAGCUGAGAGCCAAGAUCAGAAAGGAGGCAAGCAUGGAGACUCAGGCUCAACUAGAACUGCAGAGCCAAAUGAACAGAGUCUACAUCACGAAAGCACAAGUCACAGUAACAAUGUAGACAACCCUCACCUGUCAGAGAUGCACUGUGAUACUCACACAGAGCUCCCACAGCAACAUGUCUGUAAGGAGGAGGAGGUCCUCUCUGAUCAGCAGCUCUGUAUUCAGGAGAGGAACUCCAGUCUGGACCAAGAGGACCCAGAGCCUCCACAGAUUAAAGAGGAGCAGGAGGAACUCUGCACCAGUCAGGAGGGAGAGCAGCUUGUACUGAAGCAGGAGACUGAUACCUUUAUGUUGACGCCUACUGAUGAGGAAAGUGACCACCAGCUCCUCUCUCACAACUCUCAUGUAGCUGAGAGCCAAGAUCAGAAAGGAGGCAAGCAUGGAGACUCAGGCUCAACUAGAACUGCAGAGCCAAAUCAACAGAGUCUACAUCACAAAAGCAUAAGUCACAGUAACAAUGUAGACAACCCUAACCUGUCAGAGAUGCACUGUGAUACUCACACAGGUAAACAGCCUUUAAAAUGUGACACAUGUGGUAAAGACUUUCAGUAUAAAUCAAAACUGAAGAGUCAUCUGACAAUCCAUACAGGUGAGAAGCCAUUUGCAUGUAAAACAUGUGGGAGAGCUUUCAGAAAUAAUAGUUAUAUGGUAAUCCACAUGAGAACCCACACAGGGGAGAAGCCAUAUUCUUGUAAAAUAUGUGGGAAAAGAUUUACUCAGAAAUCAGCAUGGAAACGUCAUAUAAGAAUCCACACAGGUGAGAAGCCGUUUGCAUGCAAAACAUGUGAGAGAGCUUUCAGAAAUAAUACUCACUUGACAAUCCACAUGAGAACCCACACAGGGGAGAAACCAUAUUCUUGCAAAAUAUGUGGGAAAAGAUUCACUCAGAAAUCAGAUUUGAAAUAUCAUAUAAGAAUCCACACUGGUGAGAGGCCAUAUUCUUGCAAAAUAUGUGGGAAUGGAUUUACAACUAAGUCAACAUUGAACUCUCAUAUAAGAAUCCACACAGGUGAGAAGCCGUUUGCAUGCAAAAUAUGUGGGAAUGGAUUUACGACUAAGUCAACAUUGAACUCUCAUAUAAAAACCCACACAGGUGAGAAGCCAUAUUCUUGUAAAACAUGUAAAAAAAAAUUCCAGCGUAAUAGUAACUUGAAAGCCCACAUGAGAACACACAUGGGGGAAAAGCUGCAUCACUGCAGCACAGAGGGUCCAGAGAUUAAAGAGUAACAGGAGGAACUAAAAGGAGUUUGACACUCCUGACUUCAGGGUUACACUCUGUAAUAAGUGUUGGAUCAUACACUAUUUCUACACACUACCUCAGCAAUGAGGUCACUGAGGUUAUUUCUUCGUUAGAGGAAGAUUGUCCGUCUGUUUUGGGUUAUUGGAUUGCAAUGGGAUAGUGCUUGAUCACCUGAACGUACAGGUGUAAAUACAGCUGUGAUGGAGGACAUGGCUGGUGGGAUGCUGGGCUUCAGAAGCUCGUGUGUAAUGCAUAGUGGUACAUGCAGGCAGUCCCUGCACGGCUCCGCGAGCAGGAGAACUCAGCUUUAGGAUUCAGGGGGAUCUAUUGGCAGAAAUGGAAUAUAGUAAUCAUAACUAUGUUUUCUUUUGUCUAUAAUCACCUGA